Messenger RNA from Colletotrichum paranaense, 1776 nucleotides. Its product is annotated as GMC oxidoreductase. The record is from RefSeq and is a predicted model, not a curated record. Bases 1 to 1776 code for a protein of 591 amino acids. NCBI's taxonomy places the organism in Eukaryota, Fungi, Ascomycota, Sordariomycetes, Glomerellales, Glomerellaceae. The transcript is spliced from 2 exons. Gene Ontology annotation, molecular function: oxidoreductase activity, acting on CH-OH group of donors; flavin adenine dinucleotide binding.
AUGCGGGGCUUCCUCACCACAUCUACCCUCCUCUCUGGAGCAGCGGCCUUGGCUGUCCGCUGUAACAACGGUUCCAGCAAUGGCUACGACUACAUCGUCGUCGGAGGCGGUACCAGCGGUCUGGCUGUUGCCAACCGUCUCUCAGAAGACCCUGCCGUGUCUGUCCUGAUCAUCGAGGCCGGUGGCUCAGUUUUCGACAACGUCAACGUCACCAACCCCAACGGGUACGGUCUUGCCUUUGGCACCGAUAUCGACUUUGCCUUCCAAACGACCAACCAGACUUUCGGCGGCAAUUCAGUCCAGACUAUGCGUGCUGCCAAGGCUUUGGGAGGAACCAGCACUAUCAAUGGACUGGCCUACACCCGCGCUGAAGCCUCCCAGAUCGACGCAUGGGAGCAACUUGGAAACGAGGGCUGGAACUGGAAUUCUCUCUUCCCCUACUACCUCAAGAGCGAGCAUUUCCAGACCCCGGAGCCCGCUCGUCAGGUUGCCGGUCGUCUCGAGUACGAGGCUGAUGUCCACGGCGAAGACGGACCCCUCCUGACCGGCUGGACCUACGGCCAGACCAACGGAACCAUGCCCGCCGUCCUGAACUCGACCUUCCAGAACCUCGGUCUGCCUUGGAAUGAAGACGUCAACGGCGGAAACAUGGUUGGCUUCUCCGUCUUCCCCCGCACCGUCGACCAGACCAACGCCGUCCGUGAGGAUGCCGCCCGCGCCUACUACUACCCCUACCAGAACCGCACCAACCUCAAGGUCCUUCUGAACACCAGCGCCCAGAAGCUCACCUGGAGGAAUACCGCUGCGCUCCCCACCGCUGAUGGUGUUCAGAUCGUUUCCGCCGAUGGCUCCAGCAGCGUCGUCAAGGCCAACAAGGAGGUCAUCCUCUCCGCCGGUGCCCUCGUCUCCCCUCUCCUACUCGAGCUCUCCGGCGUCGGCAGCACCAACAUCCUAAAGCAGCAUGGCAUCAAGACCGUCGUCGACCUCCCCACCGUCGGUGAGAACCUCCAGGACCAGAUGAACAACGGUCUCUCCUUCGACAUGAAGAACAUGAGCAUCGACGGCACCCUCACCACCGUCGCCUACCCCUCCGUCGCCCACGUCUUCGACAACGCCGAAGAGGUUGCCGCUCAGAUCAAGGCCGCCCUCCCCGCCUACGCCGCAAAGGUCGCCUCCGUCAACGGCAACGUCACCCACGCCUCGGACCUCCUGGAGUUCUUCCAGCUGCAGUGGUCCCUCAUCUUCGAGUCCCAGAUCCCCAUCGCCGAGGUCCUUGUCAACGCCGGUUCGGGUUCCUGGAGCAGUGAGUACUGGGGACUCCUCCCCUUCGCCCGCGGCAGCGUCCACAUUGGUGGCAACUCCACCUCCCGCGCCGUUAUCAACCCCAACUACUUCAUGCUGGAUUGGGAUCUGCUCGAGCAGGUCGAGAUCGCGAAGUACAUCCGCAAGCUGUACAGCACCGCGCCUUUCUCCACUUACACUGGAACCGAGACCCGUCCCGGCACGGACGUCGUCGCUGCUGAUGCGGAUGAUGUCGCGGGCUGGGAGAGCUACAUUAAGGGCAACUACCGUUCCAACUUCCACCCCGUUGGCACUGCUGCCAUGAUGCCCCGCGAGAAGGGCGGUGUUGUUGACUCCAGCCUCAAGGUCUACGGUACCGCCAACGUCCGCGUUGUCGACGCCUCUGUCCUGCCUUUCCAGGUGUGCGGUCACCUUGUCAGCACCUUGUACGCUGUUGCCGAGAGAGCGGCGGACCUUAUUGCCAAGAGCUCGUAA